Molecule: messenger RNA, 813 nt
Organism: Solanum stenotomum
Lineage: Eukaryota; Viridiplantae; Streptophyta; Magnoliopsida; Solanales; Solanaceae
Product: heme-binding-like protein At3g10130, chloroplastic
Exons: 1
Coding region: 77-676 (199 amino acids)
Source: RefSeq, a predicted model, not a curated record
CUUCCUUUCCUUCCAUUUAAGUACUAACAAUUCACAGCCAACAUUUAAUUUUUGUAACAAACUAAUCUCAUCCAAAAUGGGCAUGAUUUUGGGAAAAAUCUCUGUUGAAACACCCAAAUACGAAUUGAUUCAAUCUACACCUGAUUACGAAAUCCGCAAAUACCCAGCAGCUGUUAUAGCUCAAGUCACGUACGAUCCAACCCAGUUUAAAGGCAACAAAGACGGCGGAUUCAUGCUACUAGCCAAUUACAUCGGCGCAUUGGGUAAUCCCCAAAACUCCAAACCUGAAACAAUCGCCAUGACAGCCCCAGUAAUCACCAAAUCGUCUGAGGAAAUCGCCAUGACUGCACCAGUGGUAACUAAGUCCGGUGACGGAGAGAAAAAUACAGUGACUAUGCAGUUUAUUUUGCCGGCGAAGUAUACGAAAGCUGAAGAAGCACCGAAGCCGUUGGAUGAGAGAGUGGUGAUUGUAGAAGAAGGGGAAAGGAAGUAUGGGGUGGUCAAGUUUAGUGGGACUGCAAAUGAUAAAAUGGUGAAAGAGAAAGUGGAGAAUUUGAAGAAAUGGUUAGAGAGAGAUGGGUUUAAGAUAAUUGGGGAAUUUGAGUUGGCUAGGUAUAAUCCGCCAUGGACAUUGCCUCCAUUUAAGACUAAUGAAGUUAUGAUUCCACUUGAGUAAUGAGCUGAAACUAGUGUAUAUAAAGUAAAAAAAAAAGAGUGUUGUGUAGUGAAUUUUUAUUUAUUUUGCGUUUUGUAUCGAGUUCUUGUUUCUUUGAUUACGUUGUUGAAUAAUAGAGGUGGAUACAAAAUUUAAGU